ACACCCCCCCUCCCCGCCCACCUGGCCAGAUUCUUCUCUCAGAAGGGAAUUCACAGCUCACAUUCCUGGGCGGGAAGCAGGGGUGUCAGCACUUGUUUUUGCUCAGGCCUUCUUGCAUUCCUGAAAAGGAAAUCUGCCUCGCCACUGUUGCCUGGUCAUGCCAGGUGUGUGGUAGGGGUGGUGAGAGAGAGAGAGAGAGGGAGACGGAGAGAAAGGCAGGAAGCAGAGAGAGAGGUGAGAAGCAGCUGGCUCCAGUGGUUUGGGACCCUGCUACUUGAAUGAUUGCUCUCCUUAGCUGGCACUGUGGCAUCGACCAUCAGCUGAGGGACUGAUGCGAACAGCCCCCCUGGCUCAAACAGAAGGGAGCCAGCAAUUUUCAGUGCUGGGGCUCUGGACUCGGCAAAUCCCCUCACAGGCCCACGCUUGUCGACCUCCAGGGCACGCUGUCUUCCUACCAGGGCUGGGCACAAGCAGCUGUCUGGUAGGGGGUCGAGGUCCCUUUUAUCGGGAUGAGGGGCCCUGAGGAUGCACCAGGCCAGGCCGACAGCCCUGCAGAGGAGGAGCAGGAGGAGGAGGAGGUGUUGUGGGAGAAGAUUGAGAGUGUGCGGCACCAGCUGACCCGAUCCUUGAACCCAGCAAAGCUGACGCCCUACCUGCGCCAGUGCCGUGUGAUAGACGAGCAGGAUGAGGAGGAGGUGCUGAGCUCAUGCAGGUUCCCAUACAAAAGCAAUCGCACAGGACACUUGAUGGAUAUCCUUCGAUGUCGAGGAAAGCGAGGCUAUGAAGCCUUCCUAGAAUCCCUGGAGUUUUAUUACCCAGAGCACUUUACCCGGCUGACAGGGAGGGAGCCAGCGCAGCGCUGCUCUAUGAUCCUAGAUGAGGAGGGCCCUGAGGGUCUGACCCAGUUCCUCAUGUUGGAGGUGAAGAAGGUGAGGGCACAAAGGAAAGAGCACCUGGUGAGAGAGCACCAGUUAAAGGAGAAGAACCAGGCCCUGGAGGAGGAGCAGACCCGGCUGAGGCAGAGGCUGCAGGAGCUGCUGAAGGUGCAGGAGCGAUGCCAGAGGCUGCGGGAGGAGUGGGAAUCCAACAGCAUGGAGCUGCUGCGGCUGAAGGAUGAGAACUACAUGCUGGCCAUGCGCUAUGCACAGCUGUGUGAGGAGAAGAACCUGGCCGUGCUGCGGAGCCGGGACCUUCAGCUGGUGGUAGACCAGCUGAAAUGUAAAGUUAGCAGCCUGGAGGAGGAGUGCAGGCUGCUGAGGAAACAUGCGUCCGCUGCGCCCCAGCGAGAGGCAGAGGAACGGGGUCAGCCUGACACAGUGCCUGAGCUGCAGGCCGAGAACCAGAGGCUGACGGCCUCACUCCAGGAGCUGCAGAGCAUGCUGCAGGCAGCGAAUGAGGCCCAGGUGCCGGGCUCCCAGCGGAUCCUCCUGGACAUUCUGGAGCAUGACUGGAAGGAAUCACAGGAUGAACGGCAGGAGCUGUGCCAGAAGCUCCACUCCCUGCAGAACGAGCUGCAGUGGGCUGAGGAACUAAGGGAUAAGUACCUGCAGGAGGUGGAGAACCUGCAGCUGAAGCACCAGACUCUGCAGAAAGAUUGUGAUCUGUACAAACACCGGAUGAACACGGUGCUGUCUCAGCUGGAGGAGAUCGAGAAGGAGAGGGAUCAGGCUAUCCAGAACCGAGAUAGGGUGCAGCUGCAGUACUCCCAGAGCCUAGUCGAGAAAGACCAGUACCGCAAACGGGUUCGGGCCCUGGAGGAGGAGAGAGAUGAGCUUCGGAGCAAAUUCAGCCAGGUGGAAGGUGUGGAGAGCACUCUGGAGGCACAGCUGCAGCAAUGCCAAGGCAACCGGGAUGUGGGCAUGACGGUGGGCACCUCCUCCUACUCCCUCCGCUCCAACUUCAGCAGCACCUGGAGCCUGAGCGAUAACCCCUACCCCCUGGGGAAUGGAGUCAUGGACACGCUGGGUGUCCCCGCCAUCACCUUUCCAGGGGACUCCACGCACCACAGCAUGGAGGUGACUCCAGAAAGCGAGAAGGACAUUAACCGCCUUUCCACCUUCCCCUUCCCGCCCUGUGCUGGCUCCAUCCUCCGACGGCAGCGGGAAGAUGGAUCCGUGCCCUUCAAAAGCCUGUCCUGCGGGUCUUUUGGCAGCAUGGAGGACAUCACAGGGAGUGUGAGCACUACUGUUUCAUCGGCCGGUCUCUCCUCCCUUUCCAGCAGUGCGUGCACCAGGAUGAAGUCAGAGAUCUGCUUGUCCGCCAUCUCUGACCAGAAGGAGCUCAUCAGAUCCCUGGUGGUGCAGCUGUCUAGCAUGGAUCACCUGACCAACCCAGUGCCCCAGCACAGGGGGCUUGGAGGGGACAUCUCCAUCCUGGGGGGGAACAGAACAGGGAUUUAUGUCCAGUGGGUGAAGCCAGGUUCAGAAGCUGAGAGUACAGGACUGCGCGAGGGCUGCCGGCUCCUAGAGCUGAGAGGGACUUUGCCGAAUGGGCAGGUGCUGUCCCUGGAAAACUGCACACGGGAGGUAGCUUACCUGAGCCUGCUGCACUGGGAUGACCCAGCUGGUCUCAUCUUCUUGCCUGACAUGCAAGGGUACCAGCCUCUCAAGGAGGCCCUAGAAGAAGGGAAGAAAGUGACUGGAGACUCCUUCUAUGUGCGUACCAAUCUGACCUUCCUGGAGCAGUCUGACCCCUGCUCCCUGUGCGUCAAGUGUCGGGAGAUCCUGCAUGUCACUGACACCAUGCACAAGGGGCGGCUGGAGUGGUACUGUGCCCGCGUUGACCCCCUGACACUGCGGGACCUGGACAAGGGAACAGUGCCUAAUUACAGCAGGGCUCACCAGCUUUUGAAGGUACAGGAGAAAGGCCAAGUGCCAGGCUGGCAGAGGGGCUGCAGGAGUAAUCUGAAGAAACGGACCCUGGGCCAACUGCGGCUGGUGAAAUCCAAAUCGCCCGGGGAGCCUCCUCGGCAGCUGCUGCUGGACCCCUGCCCAGACCCAGACAGGAGCCCAAAGCCCUACAGCCUUGUGCGUCCCCUGGUGGUGGAGGCCCCUCGCCCGGUGGUGCUCUCCCCUGACUGCAUAGCCCCCAGGCUCAUCAGGAACCUGUUGGACCUGCCUACCUCGCGUCUGGACUUUCACCUGUGCCCAGCUGGUGAGCAGGAGCAAUCAGAGACCCUGGCUAAUGACGAGCCAGCUGCUACCCCUUCCCAGGAGAACUGUGUGGCUCCAGGUUCCCUCCAGGACCAGAGGGAGAGCAGGAGGAUCCGCACCAUCCAGGAGUGCAUCAGCAAGAAUAAACACUGCCUGCUGGAGCUGGGCCUCCAGAGGGUGAGGGAUCUAAUUAAAAGUGAAAUAUACCCCAUCAUUAUCCACGUGGAGGUCACCGAGAAGAACGUCAGGGGACUCAGGAGCUUACUGCAGAAGCCAGGCCAACGUGACUCUGAUGUGGUGAAGCUUUGCCAGAGCGCUGAACAGGCUCUCCACGCCCUGCCCUGCUCAUGGGCCUGUGUGGAUGCCCAGUCCUGGUGCCAUGCUGAGGAGCUGGUGAAAGUAGUGCGGCGCUGCAUCUUCCAGGAGCAGAACAAGGUCGUGUGGGUUGAGGAUGGCGAGCUGUGAUCCGGCAGAGCUGGGGCCGUGUCUUCAUGUCAGGAGGCUCCUUAUGGGGGAGUGGGGUGCUAGCUUCCUUUCCCAAGGGUGGUGCCUGGAGCACACUUGGCUUCUUUCCUUUAUCCCCAAACUGUUUCUGAAACAGCGUGCCACUUCUCCCUGAUCAGACGCAGUGGGAUGUCUUGCCAUCAGUGGAGCUCUGGAAGGACAAGGUGGCCCCUCAUGUGUCAGGGAGUUGAGCCCACUUCAGGCUGCUUAGAGACUGGCCAGGAUGGGGGUAACAUGCAGACUCAGACUCCUUUCCCCUCAUGUCCAGGUUUAGUGGAGGGAUUUCCUUCCCCUUCCCACCAAGAAUCCCCUCACAGCUUGCAGCCGCUGCUCCCCCAGAAGUGCUCUUGGCACCCAGACCCUCUGUAUGGCCUAGUCAUUUGGAGAAUCAGACAAGAGGGGAACAGAGAGAGAGGUGUGUGUGUGUGUGUGUGUGUGUGACUCUCUGACUUCUGCUUGCUCCAUUCCCCUGCCACCCCGUCUCCUUCUCCCCUUCCCCAUCAUGGCUCUCUAUGGCAUCCUGUCUACCUCAGCUGAUGUCCCGAUGGAAGCGGAGGUGGUACACAUGCCCCGCCACAGGCAGAGUGACACUACGUGGGGUUUGUCACGCAUCCUCAGUAGGUGGUAAUUGUAAUUGUUAUGGUGUAUAAAUUAUUAAUGGACCCUUUUAAUUGGAAACCUGUAUAUAAAAGAUAAUUAAAUACCAUUUAUAAUGGGAACGGAGGAGGGGCUGCUGCUUGCAUUAACAGCUGGCCUGGGGUGCUGUGGGAUUUCUCUCCUAUCCCUACCUCAUACGUCUCCUAACUUGCUCUCUCCCCUGCACAGUCCUUCCCAGCUCUCUCUCCAGCACAGACUCAGGCAGCUGGUUCCUCUCUGGGAAAGUCAGGGGAACAUUGAGGGUGCUUGCCCGGUUCUCCCAGAGCCUUUGUCCCUGUAGCUCUGGUUACCUCAGGGAGUCUGGGGCCUCCGCCAUCUGGGUCCUUCUCCAGGAGAACAAUAGGAGAGGAGGCUGCUGAAAGGCUGGGGCUUGCCUCACCCUUCGAACAGAGGCUGUGCUCACCCCACCGCUCUGACUCUGGAGCUGGCAUCAGCUGUGCCCGAAAUCCAGCCCCAUCCUGCCCCCUCCUCUCACAUGCUGAGGGAAAAGGAAGAACAGAGAAGCAGAGUGGGGAAGAGACAGACAUGAAGGGAAGGAAGGAGAGGAGUGGAGGGGGUCAGGAGUUGGUGUCUGUGCAGCACACUCCUGGGAGCAUGUCUGGUGUUAGAAGCACCCCUCCGGGAGUGAUAGCGCUCUCAGGCGUGCGGUUAGCUUGGAGAGCCCUCCCCCCAUCGGUGGCAGGGCUGCUUUGCAGAGCAAUUGCUGGCCGAGCUGCGGAGUCCUUCAGCACUUGGGAGAGGCUGGAUGCUUGGGGAGUGCCGGGGGACCUGCAGAGGUUGAAGGGGAGGGCGGACAGCACUGGAGCUGGUAUGUGCAGGCAGACACAAGGCUGGAGAAAAGUGUGGGCCAGGCAGUGCUGGGGCCCCCUUUCACAGCCCCCAUGCUAGGGGUGAUGGGGAGCAGCAUGAAGGGAGGAGAGCCCUGGAUGCAGGUCUGCUUGUCCCCAGGACUGGGACAGCGUGGGCUGGGAGGGGCAGAGAUCAGCAGAGGCUGAAUGCUUGUUGCUUUCGCAGGAUGUGGGAAAUGGGUCCAGGCAGAGGAUGGGCUAGACAAUGCCAAAGUCCCCUUUGUGUCCCCAUAACAAUACUUAGCCCUGAGCUAGUGCUUUGUGGUUUUCCAGCUCUGGGCAAAGAUGAACCUGCUGAUCCUCACAGCUCCCCUGGGAUGAGGUAAUUUGUUCUUACAUCAGUGCCUGCGUCUUUACCUACAGCCACAAAAACCUUGAGCAACCUCCUGGAGCGGUUCUGCAGUACAGAAUGUAGCCCAAGCAUUAGCCAGAGACUUCACCCUCGUCCAGACGUGUGCCCCCUCCACCCCCUCAGAACCCUCACCCCACCCAUUCCAACGACACCACUGCUGCCACCAGCGUGCUUCUUGCAAAGUGACCAGCCCAAGGGUGACCCCUCCUGGAGACUGCCCUGCUAGCAACCCCCUCCCACUGAAACAAGGGAGACGGUCGCUCAAGUGCCGCCAUUGAGUGCAGUUGUGACAGCACCACAGGACCCAGCCUGCUGAGAGAUUUUAGAGGUCAAAACCGACACCUUCCACUGCACCCAGGUGCUAACAGGCAGCCAGUGCAGCUCCUGGAGCAUUGGCGCCAUGGGGGCUGUCUGCGAGCCACCCCGUGUUUUCCCCAGGAAUUGAAAUUAGAGGUGUUCAAAUUUACAGGGGGGUGGGGUGGAAAAUGACUAAAUUGGCAACACUGCCUAUAACUAGUUGACCACUGGGGGGGGGCAGAUAGGAGAGUGUAGGGGGCCCAGGAUGUAGGGAAAUCCCUGACACUGAGUCAGGAUCUUCUGCCCCUGCUGAGGCUCCUGAGGCAUCUCCAGGCAAGGCACCAUAGAGCGUGCACUGCAGUAAUCCCCAGGCUGGCUAAUUAGAACGGUGCACCUCUGAAUGCCGUGGCUGUGCCCCCACCAAUCCGUGACAGACUGUGCUGCUGUUCAAAGGGUUCCACAAAUGCAGCCAUUGGGGAGCCUUCUACGAGAGCGAGGGAGACACUGGAGCUUCGGAGAUGUUCUUGUUAGGUGCAGAACAUAAACUGCCAUCGGGGCCACUGCUGUCACCUGGACAUAUGGCAGCAGAUGUGGAUGAGAAAGGACCCCAUAGAUGUAGGCGUUAUCCCCAUUUUAAAGACAGGGAAAUGGAGGCAAGGAUGAUGUCUAUAAGGUCACAAGGUAAGUCUGGCAGAGCUCGGAAUAGCACACUGGAGAGCCUGACCGCCUCUCAACACGACAUUGCUCUAACUACUAGACUGCACUGCCCCCUCUCCCAGGCUUCUUCUAGGAGUCAUUCCAUUCCCUCCUGGUU
This is a messenger RNA of Mauremys mutica (yellowpond turtle), 6624 nucleotides long. RefSeq names its product beta-1,3-N-acetylglucosaminyltransferase manic fringe-like. Gene Ontology annotation, biological process: regulation of Notch signaling pathway; pattern specification process; regulation of apoptotic process. Bases 510 to 3617 code for a protein of 1035 amino acids. The transcript has 21 exons. Gene Ontology annotation, cellular component: Golgi membrane. Gene Ontology annotation, molecular function: O-fucosylpeptide 3-beta-N-acetylglucosaminyltransferase activity; protein binding. NCBI's taxonomy places the organism in Eukaryota, Metazoa, Chordata, Testudines, Geoemydidae. The record is from RefSeq and is a predicted model, not a curated record.